AUGAGACGAAGUAACGACGAGGCGAGGUGUAGGUUCAUCACCAUCGCUGCUUCGUUUCUGUGUCUCGCGGUCGCGAUAGGGAGUUCAAUUGUUACUGGAGACAUAGAGGGCCCCACGCGAGAGCUCCGCAUCAGACAAGUAAUCACAAACCUCACCGUAACAUGUUUCGUCAUGGGCUUCGGUAUUGGUCCACUCUUCUUGGCGCCGCUCUCGGAGAUAUUCGGACGCAAACCCAUCUAUUGUAUCUCCAUGUUCUUCUACUUCAUAUUCACCCUUCCUAGCGCCCUAGCCCACGUCGCAGGGACGCUCAUCGUCCCACGGAUGAUCGCAGGCCUCGCAGCUUCCGCUCCCAUGUGCAACGUCGGCGGAACGAUCGCGGAUGUCUGGGAGACGGAAAAUCGGGGUGCUCCAAUGGGAAUUUUCUCGGGGACAAUCUUCCUAGGCCCCUGCGUUGGGCCCAUCAUAGGGGGCUGGAUCGGUCAACGUGCAGGCUGGCGCUGGAUUUAUUGGGUCCUGUUUAUCUUCGUCGGAGCCACGUUCCUAUUCACCCUAGUCAUGCCUGAAACCCUGGCCCCAGUUCUGCUCAAGAAGAAAGCCGCAAGGUUGAGAAAGGAGACUGGGGACCCAAUGUAUCGUACUCUUGAGGAGCUGGAGAAGAAGCCGUUCAAAGAAGUGGUGGUAAUCGCGUUGUUGAGGCCAUUCAUUAUGCUCUUCACCGAACCGAUCAUCAUCUGUAUGACGGUUUAUCUGUCAUUCGUAUACGCGCUCCUCUACCUCCUUUUCUUCGCCUUCCCUAUCGCGUUUGCAGAGAUCCGCCAUUUCAGCUUGGGGAUCACCGGGACUACGUUUGUGAGCAUCAUGAUAGGCAUCAUCGGCGCCCUCUGCCUUAUCCCUGUGCAAGAAAUGGUGUACAAACGCGCGACGACGCAAGGGGACUACCCCGAGGCAAGGCUCUUUCCUAUGAUGUUUGGGGCUCCGAUCCUACCAAUAGCACUGUUCAUAUUCGCUUGGACUGGGGCAUACGCCCACGUCCACUGGAUAGCACCUCUCAUCGCAGGGGUCCUCUUCGGGUUCGCCAUGCUGGCCCUGUACGUCUCUGCCAACUCAUACAUCAUUGACUCCUACUCCGCGUACGCCGCAUCCGCCAUCGCGGCCAAGACGUUUUUAAGGUCAGAGGUGGGCGCGGUGGUGCCCGUGUUCGUCACACCGAUGUUCCAUAACAUGAAGUUCCAGUGGGCGGGGUUUUUGUUGGCGAUGAUUAGCGUGCUUAUCGCUCCGAUUCCGUACAUAUUUUUCAUGUAUGGGGAAAGGGUUAGGAGGAGGAGUAAAAAGGCGACGAAGGCGGUCAAGGGGGGUGGGGAGGGGAGGGAGAAGAAGGGGGAAGUGUGA
Messenger RNA from Laccaria bicolor S238N-H82, 1389 nucleotides. RefSeq names its product MFS polyamine transporter. The record is from RefSeq and is a predicted model, not a curated record. Gene Ontology annotation, biological process: transmembrane transport. Bases 1 to 1389 code for a protein of 462 amino acids. Gene Ontology annotation, cellular component: membrane. NCBI's taxonomy places the organism in Eukaryota, Fungi, Basidiomycota, Agaricomycetes, Agaricales, Hydnangiaceae. Gene Ontology annotation, molecular function: transmembrane transporter activity. The transcript has 6 exons.